AUGUCACGUAUCCUUCGACCGGCCGCCCGCCUGGCGCUCUCAUCACGAGCCGCUACCAUCAGGCCUUCCGCCGCUUCCACCUUCACCCAGGUUCCCCGAGCCGUCACCACUCCCGUCUUCUUCGGCGCUCAACAGAGCAGGAAAUAUGCUGAGGGGGCUGGUGUCAAGGAGUAUACUGUUCGAGAGGCGCUGAACGAGGCUCUCGCCGAGGAGCUCGAGUCUAACUCCAAGGUCUUCAUCCUUGGCGAGGAAGUUGCUCAGUACAAUGGUGCCUACAAGGUUACCAAGGGUCUUUUGGAUCGCUUCGGCGACAAGCGUGUCAUCGACACUCCCAUCACCGAGUCCGGUUUCUGCGGGCUCGCCGUUGGUGCUGCUCUGAGCGGUUUGCACCCUGUUUGCGAGUUCAUGACCUUCAACUUCGCCAUGCAGGCCAUUGAUCAGAUCGUCAACUCUGCCGGAAAGACCCUUUACAUGUCCGGCGGCAUCCAGCCAUGUAACAUCACCUUCCGCGGCCCCAACGGCUUCGCCGCAGGUGUCGCUGCUCAGCACUCCCAGGACUACUCGGCCUGGUACGGCAGUGUCCCUGGCCUCAAGGUUGUCUCCCCCUGGAGCGCUGAAGAUGCCAAGGGUCUGCUCAAGGCUGCUAUCCGCGAUCCUAACCCCGUCGUCGUCCUCGAAAACGAACUCAUGUACGGCCAGUCCUUCCCCAUGUCCGAGGCCGCUCAAAAAGAUGAUUUCGUGCUGCCCUUCGGCAAGGCCAAGGUGGAGCGUGCCGGAAAGGAUCUCACCAUCGUCUCCCUCUCCCGAUGUGUCGGCCAAUCCCUAGUCGCGGCCGAGAACCUGAAGAAGAAUUAUGGGAUCGAGGCCGAGGUUAUUAACCUGCGCUCUGUCAGACCCCUUGACAUUGAGACCAUCGUCAAAUCCGUCAAGAAGACCCACCGCCUCCUUUCCGUUGAGUCUGGUUUUCCCCACUACGGUGUUGGUGCCGAGAUUCUUGCUCUGACCAUGGAGUACGCUUUCGACUACCUUGAUGCCCCUGCUCAGCGAGUCACUGGCGCCGAUGUGCCCACUCCCUACGCUCAAAAGCUGGAGGAGAUGAGCUUCCCUACCGAAAAAGUCAUUGAGGAUUACGCCGCCAAGUUGUUGCGAGUUUAA
Messenger RNA from Metarhizium album ARSEF 1941, 1155 nucleotides. Its product is annotated as pyruvate dehydrogenase E1 component beta subunit. Gene Ontology annotation, biological process: pyruvate decarboxylation to acetyl-CoA. The transcript has 2 exons. NCBI's taxonomy places the organism in Eukaryota, Fungi, Ascomycota, Sordariomycetes, Hypocreales, Clavicipitaceae. Gene Ontology annotation, molecular function: pyruvate dehydrogenase (acetyl-transferring) activity. The record is from RefSeq and is a predicted model, not a curated record. Bases 1 to 1155 code for a protein of 384 amino acids.